Petromyzon marinus (sea lamprey) is the source of this 6278-nucleotide messenger RNA. Its product is annotated as thioredoxin-related transmembrane protein 1-like. Gene Ontology annotation, molecular function: disulfide oxidoreductase activity. Gene Ontology annotation, cellular component: endomembrane system. The record is from RefSeq and is a predicted model, not a curated record. NCBI's taxonomy places the organism in Eukaryota, Metazoa, Chordata, Hyperoartia, Petromyzontiformes, Petromyzontidae.
GGGGCGGUGUCGCCGAUGUUCGGGGCGGGGUCGGGCGGCGCUGCGGGGCGCGGCCUCUCGGUCCGGGCGGAGGCGGCGUCUCGACCAUCGGCGGAGUCCGAGGUGACAGCGCGCAAGAUGUUGACGCUCAAGACGUUCGCCGUCUUCUCGACCCUGCCGCGCCUCCUCGCCCUGGGACUGCUGCUGUCGUUGCUCGGCCACGCAGCGGCGGCGGCGGAGGGGGAGAAGACGGCGCUGAGUACAGACAACUGGCGAGACGUGCUUCAGGGAGAAUGGAUGCUCGAGUUCUAUGCCCCAUGGUGCCCCGCGUGCCGGCAACUGCAGUCAGAGUGGCACAAGUUUGCGCGGACGAGCAAGGAACUUGGCAUUAACACAGCCUCUGUGGACGUGACCCGCGAGCCAGGCCUAAGUGGGCGAUUCUUCAUCACGUCUCUGCCCACCAUCUACCAUGUGCGCGAUGGAGAGUUCCGUCAGUUCUCGGGUCCAAGGCAAGCGGCGGACUUAAGCCGCUUCGUGUUGGCGCGCCAGUGGGAGCAGGUGGCUCCUGUGUCGGCGUGGAAAGCGCCUCCCUCCAUUCUGAUGACGGGGAUGUCCUGGCUCUUCCAGCUCUCCAUGUGGAUUCGGCAAAUGCAUGGCUGGCUGACGGAGACGCUGGGCCUCCCCACGUGGGGCUCCUAUGUGGUGUUUGGUCUGGCAACGCUGCUGCUGGGCCUGUGCCUGGGUCUGGUGUUCAUCCUACUCGUUGACCUCUUAUUCCAGCCGAAACGGAAACAUCUGGUGCCCUCCGAGAAAGAAGAGAAUGCUUCUGAAGGCCAAGCAGAAGAUGAGGUCGAAAAAGUUGAACUAGGCGGACAGGGAGAUGAAAACGUUGAUAACGGCGAUAGUCAGGCCUCGGACACGGAGGAUGGGAACAUUGGAGUCCAGGACGGGGACCCUGCCAGCUCAGAGGAAGAAGUUGGCGAGUUGGAUGAUGGCGCCGGAGAUGCUGGGGCCACGCUGCGCAUGCGACGGCCACAGCCCGGGGCCCAGGGGCUGGAGGAGCCUUAAAGAACGGGGCUUGGGAAGGCGUUUCGAGUGGAAUUGUAUCAUCUGCUUGUGUGAGUGGUGUGCUGGAUCACACCCUUUCAUCGCGUCUAUUGGUCCCCAGUUCAACACCCUCAGCCCCCUAUCCCCCUGCAUUUACAGCGCCGGCGUACUAUAGGAAUGUGGUAAUGCGUCUAGGUGGGCAAGGGCUUGGAUACACUUAAAAUUGUUGGUGCAAUCAAUGGGGGGGGUCCAUUCGGAUUUUGUCGGAUUGGACUGAAUCGAUCGUAAACUGAUUGAGGUGAAAUGCUGUAGAAUAUAUCGUGCUGCAGUUCACACCCACUAUAAAUCCUACUGACUCACACUGUUACAUAUUCUGUAGAUUAACAUCAGUGUAGAUUCUAUAGAUUUACACCACAAUAGAUUAUAUAAAUUCACUUAACUAUAGAUAUCAUUUGUUUAUGUUGCUGUGGAUUGCGUAUUUUCACAGUGAAAGAAUCUCACGACAAAAUUACUAUGAAUUAUACGAUACGUAGAAUCACGCAAUCGCGCACUCUUAGACAUUUCUUUGGUGCAAACACACCAAGCCUUAGAGCAUUGGAAGGGUAGUGAUGCAGAAGUGUCAAUAGUGGCUUCCUGUGAUAGCAUUGCUCCCCAUUGAUUGCUGUGCACGGUGUAUCUAGGCCUUAAGACUCACGUGUAAUGUGAACAACCUGGAUAGUCAGUCCAAUGUUGAUUGAUUACAGUUGCAUUUUGAUUAAGUAAAUAGCCCAAUAUUGCUCAACAUAUAUUACCUUUAGAUUGUGCCACAGAUAAGUUCCGCACUUGUCAAUGGCCAGUCAAAAGAUUGCUUGUUUGUGCACGUGCAUGUGAUGCAUAAGUGCAAUGGGAAUUUUACAUCAUAUCGGAAUUACGCAUUUAACAUUGUGAAACCAAUUUCAGUCAUGCCGGAAAUGUAUUUGUUUCACAACUGUGUAAUAGGAUUGUAUUAAAAUUUUAGUUUUAUUUUAGACAGUGAUCCCCCGUUUUGAACAGUGGCAAUUGUGCUAGUACUGCACAUGAGGAAGUGGUGUGACCGUCACUAUGUGCUGAUGUUCAGCACACUCAUCAGAUACACAGAGGACUAUUAAGGGAAGGCCCAAGAACGAUGCACAUGCCAUGUGCUGCUGAUAUGCAGUGUUGUUUGGAGUUGAGGGGUGGCACAGCGGUAACACUUGUGCCUCACACCAAGAAGGUCUUGGUUUCGAUUCCUGACUGGCGCCCUUCUCUGUGGAGUUCUCCCCCUGCUCUGCAUGGGUUUCCUCCUUUUUUCUUCCAGAGCUGAAAUAAGCCCAUACAUUUUACCUAGUAUUGGCCAAACAUUCCAGUGCAUACAUAUUACCUUCAAGUUACUUAAUUGGGAUUUAACAUAGCAAAUUGCCUUUUUCUACAAAACUCGGCAGGACCAUCAUAAAAUAUAGUCUGGACACUGACGCAUGUCUCUACGGAAGACUUUCACCUCCUGAAUGGAUCCUUAGGAACUACUGUUGCACCAAAGUGUGGCUGUGGUGGUGCCUGAAGUCACCGGCGUCCUGCAUUUAUACACUUGUCGUGACGUUUUGUGUUACUGGGUUGCAUGUGACAGUUGGAGUUGGAUUUAUGUUACAUUGACGAAGGCGUUAAGUAUUUUACAGAAACCGAUCAGUGAUUGCUAAACUUUGGGAGAAAACUGGCAGAUCUGUCUGUUUUUCUAUCACAGCACUAGCUCUUGGAUGUCAUCGGUUACUGCUUGCAUGGCAUCAAUCAUAUCGUUCGUGUUCAUAGAGACACGGUCGGUGUGUUUUGGUGAGCCUUGGACAUUGCGCUUGUUUUUAGAAAUGGACAGCUUCCUGUCGUCUUGGGAAGUUACGGAUAUGAUUAUCAUGGAACCAACACCAUCAUUAUAAUGUCGUUUUGUUUGGUAAACUGCAGGUAGAAAACAUAGAUUGUUUUGAAUGAUAUGAAUGUUAACAUAAGUGCUAAUGGAGUGAGUUUCUUUGUAGUUGACGUGGCUUGCUAAAUGUGUGUGGCAGUUUAACUUCUUAUUUUCAGUAUUUUUUGUAUUAAUAUAUUUUACCUGGAUAAUCUCUUGAGAUAAACAUCUUGUUAACAAUAGCAUAAAUUGACAUAUAGCAAGCACGCAAUGACACUUGUACACACAUUUGUGUGUUUCUAUGAUGGAAAACCACAAUUACGCCUUUCCGCUUGCUUUGCAUGUACCUAGGUGAUGCUCGCUGUGUAACAUGCAUGUAAGCACAUUAUUCGUUAAUCUGUGAUGUAUGAAUUGUUGCACGCAAAGGUUAAAGGUGUUUACGGCAGCACAGCGUCUUGGGAAAUGCGCACGGGUACCUCGCUAGCUUCAUCAGAGCGAAUAUGCAGCGCGUGCACAGCGGCCCCAUGAAGCACGCAAGCCUGAGGGGCUCAUUACGUAAACAUUUAUAUUUUUGAUGAGUACAUGGGUCGUCAGUACAGGUCAUCUGGCCGAGUGGCGCUGCUGCGAUAGGAGUGCUUAACUCAUGUUUGGGAGGUUGUUGGUGAGAACCACAGUUGUGAACAUAGCCGUGUUCAGUUAAAUUUCCACGGGGCCUUUGCUAUCACAUGGAGCAUGUUUGCCAACCGUCGUGACCCACUGUGUACAUCACUUGUGUUGUUUUUUUAUCAAUGCGCUUUGCUGAAUGUGAGUGCGGGAGUUCCAGGGUAAAAUGAAAUGUGAAAUAUCCAAUACAGUAUGGGAAUGAUUGUAGAGUGCGCGCUACGUGGCAGGAUGAGCACCAUGACUGCUUGUAUCAUUAAUUUUCUCGUGCUUAAGGAAGCGACACGUUGGUUUGUUACAGUGGUUUGUCUCUCGAAGCUCUGGAGGGCAUCUUCUCUUGCAAAGAUUUAUAUAACGCCUAAAUCCAAGGCGCUUUACAGCAAUUAUAAUAUUGUACAUAAGAUGGUGGUUAAAAUAAAGAGUGGGGUUAUAAAAAGUGGUGUCAUUGUAGUGACAGGAGGACAGGUGGGAGUGGUUAUGGAGACGUUGGGGGAAGGCCUGGUCGUACCUGGGGAGUGGUGGCAGGAAGUAGCAGUAGGGGUAGUGAGUGGUGGGGGUUGAGGAAGGCCUGGUCGUACCUGGGGAGUGGGGGCAGGGAGUAGCGCUAGGAUUUGCAAGGGAAAAUAGGUGAAUUUUAAGGGUUGAACGGAAGGUCAGUGAAGAUGAUUGUUGUAUGUGCAUUGGGAAUUUGUUCCAGUGAAGGGGAGCAAGAAGGGAAAAUUAACGAAAGCGUGACUGGGCGGAGGGCGAGGGAGGCACAGAGAGGGGAGGGCCAGCAGAGAUUGGGAGCAGGGAGAAGGGGAUGGGACAGAGUAAUAAGAUAUGAGAGAAGCAAGAUGAGAUGGAGCAAGGCGACAAAAGGAUGUAUAGACUAGAGUCUUUUAGGCUGUGCUUUGUUUACAUGAAUCGUUUGUGUCUUGUUUUGGUUUAUAGUCUUGGUGUCGUUUUGUUUGCAUUUUUCCCUUACAAAAUAUAUCUGAGCUAAGAACAUUGUUGCGAGUUGUAUUAUUUCUGAAAUUGUUAAUGUGUUUAUAAUCGUGAUAAUAUUGUCUGUUAUUUAUCCAGGAAAUCCUCGCAGAUUUUCAAGACCCUUUUUCAGAAUGAUCCUGCUUUGGGGUGUAUGACCAAUUAUUUUUUCGAGUGUAUUUUCAUCAGGGAAGAAACUGGCAUGGCUCGAGGAAACCAGCACAUAAAAUAGAACAGUUUUAGGUUGCUCAACCAUCACAGCUGCUCCAAGCAGUGCUGUAUAAUUUUGUUCACAGCUUGCUAGGAGCCCUGCCUAUGAUUACCCCUCCAUUUUAACUGUCUGCGGUAUCGUCAAACUACGUGAUUACUGCUCACCGCGUGACCCUGGGAUACAGCAUUGGAACCAAGACCCUGAUGCCACCUUCAGGUUGAAUAGUGUAGUGGUGUGAAUCGCCUGUUUGAGAAGGAUUCUAGGAGUUUCUAAACCUCAAACUGAAAUACCAUGAAAUAAGGAAAUCUCUGGCAGUGAAAACAAACUUUAUGGAGAUGAGGUAAAGACUGCAGUGAUACAGACACGUUACGACGAGUGUUUAGCAAUGCUGCACACAAGUAGAGGAAACGGGAGGCAGAGAGACGCAGAGGGGGUGUUGAUUGGGCCCAAUUGUCCCAGGACAUAUGAUGAUGGUUCCAAAGGCCUGGUGGUCGCAGUGGCUCAGUAGGUUGGCAACCUUCCAGGAGUAAAUCAUGUGUUUAUACCUAGACAAGGUUUACUAGAGCAUCGUCAUCGUAUAGCAUUGGAAAAGCAACUGAAAGAACAUUUUAGCUGAGUGGCAAUCACUUUGAUUGCAUCAGGAGUUGCUUGGUGUUGAGCGUUUCUACCUCCUGUGUGACCAUGCAAUGGACAGUGGUCAAGUGAACAUCACUUGACGAGGUUUAUGAGAAGUAUUAAAUUUAAGCCAAGCUUUACAAAUGUGGCAUUACUCCCGAGUAACUCAAAACCCAUAACCAUUGACCUUUUUCGUUUGAAUGUCCGUGUAUUUGGAGUCAAUUUUCUUUUGUGCUCUGACAUGUUACAAUACUUUUUUUAAGUAAAUUAUCAAUUAUGUGAUGAGUUCAGACAACUGCCUAGCAUGCUUAGUGGUCUACAGUGGAAUGUUCACUUUGACACACAACAGGUAAUAGCCAUUGGGGAAGUGCUUUUCAGUUAUGGGAAGGUAUGACAGUUACAUGAAGAUGUAUAUGAAUUAUUUUGAAGUUCUCACAUUACUAAAAGUAAGAAUAACACAGUUUUGCAGGACCGGUCACUGCCUGGAACGAAGUAAAAAUCUGUUACAUUUCUGCAGUUCCAGUAAUCUCUGCUCAUCAUCCCUUUCAUCAUUCAGAAAUGCAAUGCUUGACAUUUGGCAAAAUACAUUUCCCUGCAUAUAUUAUUUCCUUCUCCGUAGACUGUUUCGUGAAGAAAGUUUCAAUUUUAAGAUGAAUCAUUAAAAUGUGUUAUGCAGGAGAAGCACGGUAGUACCGUGGGUGUCGGUGCAUCGUGCUCGAUGGGAAAAGCCCCCUGGCUAAAAGGGGUGGCAUCUUGGGAACUGAAAAUAAUUCUCAUUAAGAUUUAAAAUUAAAAACACAAAAUGGACACAUUUCCUGCACCGACAUUAAAGUGUUAAACCCUUUGAUUAGCUCAUAGUUGUAAUGCACCAAUUCAUUUGCUCACAUUUCAUAAUAAACAAUUUAAAAUGAA